This is a messenger RNA of Penicillium salamii, 1947 nucleotides long. The record is from the annotation of a GenBank genome assembly. Lineage: Eukaryota; Fungi; Ascomycota; Eurotiomycetes; Eurotiales; Aspergillaceae.
AUGGCUCCUCCAAACCCCCUGCCACUCUCCGACGAGUGGAAAGACGCCGACGAAUAUGUCUCGGCCCUACUUUCAUUUACGACCGAGUCUGUCAUGUUCAUGAACCUUUGCGGUGGUGUACAUAUCCUCGAUUUCUUGACGCGCGAUCCCGAUCUGUACACGUCACUGCUGCCAGAAGACUGGUGUGCAUUCUUUGAGCACCAUGAUAUUCACAGCAUCUUGCAGCUGCUUCUACGCGAAGACAUUGGUCCGCUGUGCGAGCAGGCGGAAACAAACACAACCGACAGGUCGUGGAAUGGAAGCGCAUUCCCGCCUGUGUCCCUCCUUGAAUACAUUCGCAAUAUUCGCCGAUUGAGCCUUCGUCGCGAAUUCACACCUGAUAAGAGUCAGAGUCUCCCAAGACAUAUUGUUGUGGGCAUGAACAAAAAGAAGGCACAUGAAGUUGAACAGUUCUCCCGAUAUGUCGCAUCCUUGUCUGAGACAAUCGAAGAAAGUCGCGGAGAGCCAUUGACUCAUAUCGCUGAUUUUGGAUCUGGUCAAAACUAUUUGGGGCGUACAUUGGCCAGCGCACCCUAUCAUAAACAUAUCAUCGCCAUUGAGCGCAAGCACCAAUAUAUCAGUGGAGCGAAUCGUAUGGAUGUCCAUGCCCGAUUGGCAAAAGAUGAAAAGAAAAAAUUCAUGCACAACGCGAAGCUUGCAAAGUUGAAGAAGCCGAAGAAGCAGAAAAACCAAUGCGACGACUGUACAGAUACCCCAGAGCUCGCAUCACCGGAAAACCCCGAUGUUUCAGAGAUCAAGGUGCAGGCACAAUCAGAACCAACUGAAACACCACAAGAAGAAGCGAUUGGGCAAGUUGAAGAUGACAUCUUCUCCGAUACUCUAGGUGGCAUGAGCCUAGAAGCCAAUGAUAUCCUCACGUCCGUCGAGCAUAAGCCACCUGUCUUUAAGCCACCUCCCGAAGUUGACUCCAGAGGCACCGUGAGUUAUAUUGAGCAUGAAAUCAAGGACGGCUACUUGGAGCCGAUCAUUGAACACGUUGUGGACCCCAAGACACCGGUGGAAUCUAGGACGGCCACGGACGAAGUCGUCACCCAGUCCGAGAACAAACCAAGUGACCCCCGGGUGAUGGUUGUAUCGCUACAUUCAUGUGGUAAUCUCGUUCACCACGGAGUACGGUCAUUGGUGCUCAAUCCAUCCGUCGUCGCCAUUGCCAUGAUUGGUUGCUGUUACAACCUCCUCACCGAGAGACUUGGUCCAGCCACGUACAAAAUCCCUAUCCUCCGAUCUUCUCACCCCCGGCUCAAACAAACCGGCUCUUCGUGGGACCCACAUGGGUUCCCAAUGUCUAAGCUCUACGAGGAAUACGAAGCGAAGACCACUAAAGGUGUCAAGCUCAAUAUCACUGCCCGUGCCAUGGCUGUACAAGCACCCUACAACUGGGGUCACGCGGACAGCGAAGGGUUCUUCACCCGCCACUUCUACCGUGCUCUCCUCCAGCGUGUUCUCCUUGACCAUGGCAUCAUUCCCAAGGCAGAUGUCCCUAAAGAUCUUUAUGCAGAUGACCCCGAGAACCCCGAGUCUGGCAUCGCAUUGAUUGUGGGAUCUCUGCGCAAAUCCGCAUUUGUGUCUUUCACGUCUUACGUUCGCGCUGCAACAGUCAAGUUGAGCCAGGAUCCGCUUCGUGGUGACGAGGUCAAGAAACGCGUUUGUACCAUGACCGAUGAAGAGCUGCAAGGCUAUGAAACCGAAUACCUCCCCACGCGAAAGAAUCUUAGUAUCGUGUGGGCCCUGAUGGCUUUCAGCUCUCAGGUUGUCGAGGCUGCCAUUGUCGUUGAUCGCUGGCAGUUCCUGCGUGAGCAUGAUUCAGUGAAGGAGUGUUGGGUUGAGCCGGUGUUUGAGUAUGGCCAAAGCCCUCGCAACCUGGCUGUCAUUGGUAUUAAAAAAUGA